CAGUUGCUAGGCUCUGGAGGAUGGAGGCAGGCCAAGGCGGCGAGGCUAUCAGCGAUAUUCACAACUACCUGGACACCUUCAACAAGGAGAUACAGACCGGUGACCAGGGACCCACCGCUGAUGUAGCACAAGUGUUUGUAGAUGAGUCGGGUCAGUACUUCUACCAGAAUGUUGACGGCAGCCAGCAACAGAUGGUGGUGGUGUCCUCCGACCCUGCUGAGGUCUCUGAGGGGGAGUCUGGGGGUGCUGAUGGCUCCUCGGUGAUGCUCACCCCAGAAGAGGACUCUAUGCAUGAGGAUGGGGACAGUUUGCCGCAGGGUCAGGUGGCGCUCGGGGAAGAUGGCACUCUGCAGGUCAUCCCCAGCAUGCAGCAGGGAGAGGGAAACAGUCCUGUUGUCCUCAACACAGGUGACAACAACCAGAUUGUUACCAUUGUGCCGUCAACCACCAACCCUGGUGAAGUGAGUUACGUCCUCAUCGUGGAGCAGUCUGGUGAGACUGACAAGGAUGACACUGUGUAUGACUUCAACGAGCCUGACGAGGGACUCAGCUAUGAGUCUGGGGAUGAGGAUGACAAGAAGAUGAUGCGUAUUAUUCACAAGAAGUCUCAAACAGUCACUCAGGCCCACAUGUGCAACUACUGUAACUACACCAGUCCUAAAAGGUACUUGUUAUCUCGCCACAUGAAGUCCCACAGUGAGGAGCGGCCACACAAAUGUUCAGUGUGUGAGCGUGGCUUCAAGACCCUCGCUUCCCUGCAGAACCACGUCAACACACACACUGGCAUUAAACCUCACCGCUGCAAGUACUGUGAAAGCACCUUCACCACCUCUGGUGAGCUGGUGAGACAUGUACGAUACAUCCACACCCAUGAAAAGCCCCAUAAAUGCCCUGACUGUGAAUAUGCCAGUGUGGAAUUGAGCAAGCUGAAGCGCCACAUGCGGUGCCACUCUGGGGAGCGGCCGUACCAGUGCCCACACUGCACCUACGCCAGUCCUGACACCUUUAAGCUGAAGCGCCACCUCAGGAUCCACACCGGGGAGAAACCGUACGAGUGUGAGAUGUGCCGCGCACGCUUCACCCAGUCCAACUCCCUCAAGGCACACAAGCUGAUACACACUGGCAACAAACCAGUGUAUGCCUGUGAGUUGUGCCCUACCACCUGUGGCCGCAAGACGGACCUGAGAAUACAUGUCCAGAAGCUGCACACCUCUGACAAGCCUCUCAAAUGUAAAAAGUGUGGCAAGGCAUUCCCUGACAGGUAUACCUUCAAGCAGCACAACAAGAGUCAUGAGGGUGAGAAAUGCUUCAAGUGUGACCUGUGUCCCUAUGCUUCUACCUCUGCUCGUCAUCUUGAAUCUCAUAUGCUUGUGCACACUGAACAGAAGCCCUACCAGUGUGACCAGUGUGACCAGCAACAUUUGAAAUUUGGCGUGUGCGGCGAUCCCGGAUACGGCGCGGGGCGCUGCUUUGGCCCAGCCAUAGCGUUCCGUCAGAAGCAGCUGCUGAAGCGGCACCAGAACCUCUACCACAACCCGGAGUACAUCCCACCCAUGCCCCGGGAGAAGACUCAGGAGUGCCCAGAGUGUGGCAAGGCAUUCAGGCACAAAGGUAACCUGAUUCGCCACAUGGCCAUCCAUGACCCUGACGCCUCAGCCCAGGAGAAGGCUCAGGCUCUCAAGAUAGGCCGCCAGAAGAGACUCCAGCUCAUCAAUGGGCAACAGGUGGAGAUGUACACUGGUGAAGUGGAUGAGGACGAGAUCAUGGCAGUGGAGGGUCAGGAUGGCAAUCAGUAUGUGGUCCUUGAGGUCAUACAACUCCAGGAUGGCGAGGGGCAUGUGAUGAUGUCAGACGGUAUCCCUGUGACCGACGGGCCCCUGGAUGGCACUGGGGUUGGGGGAGUCCUUAGUGCCUCCCCCCUCAUGGAGACCAUAGCUGGUGACCCCAUUGGCACAGACUCCAUAGGCACAGUGGACGGAGCUUGUCUGGUGCCGGGCUCGACGUUGCUGGAGCUGCAACACAAAAAGUCACCAGUGCUCAAGACGGAGGUGGUUGGGGGUUUAGAAGCCAAGAAGGAAGAGCAGAAGGAGAUGGAGACCUGCUUUGGCUUUGAUGAUGAAGAUGAGGGUCAGAUUCACCUGGAGUUUGGGGAGUGAUUAAAUAAAACAGCUUUGGCUUUCUGACUUCUCCUUCCACUGUUCCUCUUUAUCCUCAUCCUUCUUCUCAUUCUCUCUCACCUUUUCCUCUUUACCACACCCUCAUUGUCUUUUUUGUCAAGUGCUGUGUCCCUCCCCCUCACUCCUUGUAGUUUGCAUGACAUGAAGACCAAAAAUCCCUGCAAGUACUCCCCUUCCCGCUUUUGUGCCACAACGAAUUUGCCUCUGUGAGGUAUUUUUAUGAGCAGUGAAACUGGCACGGCAUCUGUGAACGCCUCUUGUUGUCUCUGUUUGUAAAUAAAUUAAAAUAUUGAGACCCACUGUUUUCCCAAUGGCUGGAGUCACUAAGAGAGACUUCACCAUUUUCCUGAUACCUGGAGAAUUGCUUCCAUGGAAAGACGUGAGAAUCAGCUGUUGGAACCUCGAAGAGUAUGUUGAGUUGUCUUCCUUGCACUAUCUUUUUGAGUUACCUUUCAUGCUCUGUGUUGGUCUGUCUUUGCUAGUCACCGCAGAUCUCCACAUGUGUCAUAUCACAGCAUUGUGAUUUGCUACCAUGGCCCAUGUCAACUUAUGAGUCUCCAGGGGUUGUGUUGUGUAUAUACAGUAAAUGAAACUGCCUCAUGGCUUGACUCCAUGGAAGACUUUUCAUAUAAGCUGAGAUUAUGAUUUUUUUGUUAUAUUUUUCAUAGCUUGGAUUUGUUCCUUGUAGUAUAUUAAGAGAGAUUGGGUAAUAAAAAUGUGCAAUGA
Messenger RNA from Eriocheir sinensis (Chinese mitten crab), 2903 nucleotides. Its product is annotated as transcriptional repressor CTCF-like. The record is from RefSeq and is a predicted model, not a curated record. The transcript has 17 exons. The coding region runs from base 21 to 2156 and encodes 711 amino acids. Lineage: Eukaryota; Metazoa; Arthropoda; Malacostraca; Decapoda; Varunidae. Gene Ontology annotation, molecular function: RNA polymerase II cis-regulatory region sequence-specific DNA binding; DNA-binding transcription factor activity, RNA polymerase II-specific. Gene Ontology annotation, biological process: regulation of transcription by RNA polymerase II.